Messenger RNA from Aspergillus saccharolyticus JOP 1030-1, 4214 nucleotides. Its product is annotated as ankyrin repeat protein. NCBI's taxonomy places the organism in Eukaryota, Fungi, Ascomycota, Eurotiomycetes, Eurotiales, Aspergillaceae. Gene Ontology annotation, molecular function: catalytic activity; protein binding. The transcript has 7 exons. The record is from RefSeq and is a predicted model, not a curated record. The coding region runs from base 92 to 3937 and encodes 1281 amino acids. Gene Ontology annotation, biological process: nucleoside metabolic process.
GGGGUGAUUCCGCCCCUCACAUUCAAAGACGCAAACUUUAGCAUUAACCUUCUAUACGUACUCCCAUUGUCGAUCUGCAUUUCGACUGGGUAUGGCCUCCCCUGACGAUUACUCCGUCGGGUGGGUUUGCACACUGCCCAUCGAGGUAGAGGCUGCCAAAGCUACGUUCGACUGCAUUCAUGACAACUUGCUACCUCCGAAUCUGGACCUCAACAACAACAACAACAACUAUAUUCUGGGAAGUCUUCAAGGCCAUAAUGUCAUACUGGCAUAUCCGAAUUGCUGUGCGUGUGAGGAUGGUGAAGAUGAUGAUAAACCCUCCUUGUCGGACGUUGCUACGCAGUUACAGGCAAAUUUCGCAUCUGUUCGGAUCAUACUGAUGGUUGGUAUUGCGGGUGCGGUUCCAAACACGAACGAGGAUAUUCGUCUUGGUGAUAUUGUUGUAAGCAAUUCGGCAGUCGGUCGGCCGGGUGCCAUUCAGUAUGCCGCGAACGGAGAGCAAAUGGAAGAUCAAAUUCUUCGCGGUAGAGCGUUAGGACAACCGACUUCAUCACUGCUUCUCACAGCAACGAGGAAAGCCGAGACAGCCGCCAUCUUCGGCGACAGUAAGAUAGAUCAGUACGUCGCCGACAUCGUUCGCAAAGACCCCGUCAUCUUCUCCCGGCCAAGUCCUGAACAAGACUUUCUCUUCGAGCCGAAUUAUGGACAGGCAACUAUUGAUUCCGGAGAAAGCGCGUGCAGAGAUUGCAACCCAGGGAGAGUCCGGUCCCGGCAGCCUCGAGAGACACCGAGACCUACAGUGCAUUAUGGCCUUAUCGCUACCGGUCAUCAUGCGGUGCGUCACGGAGCAACUAGAGACACAUUGCCGUACAAGCAAGGCGUGUUGAGUUCUGAGACGGGCGCGAUCGGCUUGAAAGAUGCUGCCCAAUACUUGAUUAUCCGAGGUAUCUGCAACUAUGCAGAUUCGCAUCGCUCGAAGCUCUGGCACCCCUAUGCCGCAGUGGCCGCAGCAGCGUACGCAAAGGAAGUCCUUUCGUUCAUACCCAAGACUUUCAAGACAGUACCUCUGACACCCAGCACCGAGGCUGGGCCCAUUCUCAGCGCUUUGCUCUUGACCAGACCAGAGGUUGACCGAAAGUCGCUGAUUCUACUGAAAGGGCGCAGAGCCGACGGCACGUGCGAAUGGCUCCUACAGCAUCCCCGCUAUCAGGAGUGGUUGUCAAACCCAAAUCAACCACUACUUUGGAUCUCGGGUGGCCCUGGAAAAGGAAAAACCAUGUUGGCGAUCUAUAUUACAGAAGUGUUAGAGCCGGUGGGUGGUGGUGGUGGUGGUGUCACCGGCGAUGUUCUUCUCUACUAUUUCUGUAGUAACCGCGAUAAGAAUCGGAAUACGGCCUUGACCAUACUGAGAGGCCUCAUACACCAGUGGAUCGAUCUUCAACCGCACCUGGCCCAAUGCAUCAAGAACUCCUUUGAGGGCACUGAGACAACCAAGUACACCGUUUCCAGCUUUGUCGCCCUGUGGAGUGUAUUCCUCACGAUGCUUCAACAUAGUGGGUCUUCCCAGGUGGUCUGUGUGCUGGACGGCUUGGAUGAAUGCGAGAAGGAAUUGCUCGGCCAGUUUCUCGAUGCCGUUGGGAACUAUUUGUCAAAAACCCCAAAAGUGGGAAGGCCACGACUGAAGCUCAUUUUGCUCUCCCGGCCCCACCCAGCUAUCUCGGAGAGCAGACUUGGUCAGUAUCUGCACAUCAAAUUGGACGACUCCAAUGCGGAGAUAGCAGGUGAUGUCAAGAGGUACAUCUCUGCCAAAGUCACCGAACUGGCAUCCGAGCAAAAUCUCUCCGACGGAAUGGUUGCGCAAGUUCGGCAGGCAUUAUUGGCCGGCGCCGAUGGCACCUUCUUGUGGGUGGGCUUUGUUGCCAAUGAGCUUCAGGGGCGAAGUUGGGACAGAAUCAACGAAAUCAUCCAUCAGAUUCCUAAAGGCCUAGCUGGAGUAUAUCAACGGCUGCUCCAGCAAAUUGCCGACAAGGAAGCGCUGGUGCCCAUUCUCCAAUGGGUGGUUCUCGCUGCCCGGCCCCUCACAAUUGACGAAUUGACAGCGGCCACAGACAUCAAGGCAUCCGGCACCCUUACCGCAACCGAAGUCACCAAGGGUCGGCUUAGGCUCUGCGGGCCGCUCGUGAAGAUCGAAGGAGAUGUAGUGAACCUGGUCCACCAGUCGGCGAAAGAAUUCUUCCAGAGCAACCAAGUCAACGUCAAGGGGAUCAGCAUGUUCUACAUGGACCAGAGCACCCACAGGACUCUCAUGCGGACCUGCCUCGCACACGUCGAGCGUUGUUACGUCUCCACCGGAGCGAUCGAUGAAAGGUUCGACCGCGGUCCACUCUUCCUUUAUGCCGCUCAAUACUGGCCGGUGCAUUUCUAUCACGCCAAUGACGCAGUUAAGGACCCGUCUGAGUUCUCACGUCCGUUUUUUGGAGUCAAGUCUGCCAUCCGAGACAGCUGGUGGAGAUUCUAUUGGGAGCAGGAGAGGAACGGCGGGAACGCGCCCGCGUUCACGCUCCUUCAUCUCGCUUCGUAUCUUGGUAACGUAGCCUGGGCUAGAUGGUUGAUCAGCAAGCAUGUCCGCCUCGUUUCGCGCAAGGACAACUACGGCCGAACGCCGCUUUGCUGGGCCCUGCUCCUCGAUCACGGUGCUCGUGUCAAUGUCAAAGAUCGAGGCCGGUUGACAGCACUCCAUAUCGCGGUCAAUGGACAGCACAAGGACAUCGUGUCUAUGCUGCUCGGUCAUGGUGCCCAUCUGGAGAGUAAGUCUGAGCAUGGAGACACCCCGCUGAUUCGAGCCAUUCAAACAAACGCGAGGGAGAUCAUCCAGAUGCUGCUUGAGCACGGCGCGCGCGUGGACGAACUGCCCACCCCUUCAGGAGUCGCCUCUCUGAGAAGUCCUUCUGACCCGAUGGAAGAGAGGGUGGAAGAGCUACUGGGACUUCGAGAACAGAUCUUCCUGGCCCGGUAUAAGCAGGCAUCGCGAAAGAUCAACCUCGUCAUGAAGGCCCUCGGCCUUUCCUUCCGCUUCCCCAUCUUUGUGGCCUUCGACCGCUGGGAGAAUAUGCCUGUACUGCAGGAGGUCGCCAGGAGGCCGUACCGUGAAUUCUUCGUCCAGCUGGCCAUGACCGACCUGCCGACGCAAGUGUUUCGGGAGGUCGCCCCCGGGGAUCUGCAAGCCCUUCUCGUGAUCGCAGUCCUCGUCGGCUCGGAGGCCAAGCUCGCAGCUGUUCGACACGGGUGGAGAGAAGGCGAUGCCAUCACAGCCAGAGCAUUCUCGCAUUGGGCCGCGAUCGCCUGCCAGAGAGGCGCGGAGGAAUCUUUACACUACGGCGUCCGCGACUUCUUGAACGACUUCGAUACCUCGAUCCGUAGCGGCAACCGGGAGGAUAAUGUGGCUCGGACUGUGAAUGACGAGCCGCGGCCGAUCGAAUACUUCUCCGGGGUCAUCGCCGAGUUCUACGAAGGAUACAUCGGUGGCGGGCACGAAGUUGACCUGUUCAAUGACGCAAAUCAGGCAUGCGCCGGUGAAUUGGCCGGCAUCAGCCAAAGCCGCGAUUCCUCUAGAUUACUUCUCUUCCUGACAAGGGCAGGACGGGACCGCUUCCUCAAUUUACCCUCUGCGGCAUGCUUGAUUCUCUGCCAGGAGAAUGCCAUGUCUCACCAGUGGCUGAUUGGUGAGACGAUACCAGAGUUGAUGAGUACCUUGAUUUCCAAACAACCACCCGGAUCGCUUCGAAAGCGGGCGUGCAAAACCUUGGUGGAGUGCCUGAUCAUCGGAAAGCAACAUGGCUUGAUAUUGCAGGCGGCUAUAUUGCGACGAAGUGUGAGUGGAAGUCUGCAAUCUCUGCCCGACGUCCACGAAAUGGUAAGCCGGAUCAUUGAUAUAUGAAGCACUGCGCACCCUCUUGGCCUAAAGAGUGGUGAGGUACAGCGAGAGCCAGGUUGCAAGGAACAGCUGGGCCCCCUCUUGAUGAUUGCAUGUUGCGAAUGGCCUUACCGGGUUUGCUUUUCUGAAGGAGUCUGCUUGCUUAUGGCAUCGAGGCGAGGUUCGCAUUUCAAGUAGCGGUUCUGUUGAAGUGUUUUGACAUUGGGAGGGAUGCAUCGUACAACAGCAAGGGAUUUUAUCUAUCUUUCGAUGAUUCACAUGGAGGUCACUCAGUCUUCAC